CUUCAAUAAGAAAACGCGGAGAGCUGUUGGGAAUCUCUCCAAAGGGACUGUGGGCUGCAAUGACUUCAGGAAUAUCACGGGAAUUGAAUUCCUGGGCUCUGGUUAUACUAAGACCGUUCUGAAAGGGACGCUGCAGGACGGAACUGCCGUCGCCCUGAAAACGGUGAACAGUCAGGGUGUUGAAGUGAAGCGCUGUCUCCAGCGGUAUGGACAGCAACGAGACUGCUUCAGAUUGGCAGCUUAUAAAAUCAUCAAGGAAAUGAUUCUUCUCCAGAAGCUCCAACAUCCGAAUAUCAUCCAGUUGUACGGUCAGUGCUACUCCGGCAGUUUGCAAGAUGGGCCUGUCAUUACCGCGGUGGUGGAACAGGGAGCUCCAGUGGAAAUGAUUCAACUCUUGCAAACUCCUUGGGAGGAGAGAUUUAGGAUUUGCCUGAGCCUAAUGAAGCUACUCCAUUACUUAGCUCACUCCCCACUUGGAUCGGUGCUUCUGUUAGAUUUCCAACCGCGUCAGUUUGUCCUUGUGGACGGAGAGCUUAAAGUGACGGAUUUGGACGACGUCAGCACGGAAGAACUUCCCUGUACAACAGACAGCGACUGUGUCAUUGAAUUUCCCACCAGGAGUUUCAGUCUGCGAUGUGCAGCAGAUGGGAAAUGCCAUAAAAUAAAUGAAAAGAGAAACCUUUACAACGCGUUCAGAUUUUUUUUAACAUACUUGCUGCCUUAUGGUGCACCCUCUACCUUAAGACCUCUCCUGUGGAAAAUUAUGAAUGCAACAGGUGACCUACAAUAUGGGAUUAAUGAAACACUCGAAGCUUUUGAAGAAGUGUUGUAUCUUUACAAAUCUGGAUUGCCCCGCAUUAAUCAUUUUCACUGUCUUUCAGAUUAUAAGGUAUAUGAAGGAUUUCGCAUUCAUGAUAAUUUGGACUACAAAUGUUGGCCAUCUUACAACCUCCAGGGUUGUUUGCUGUCUGUCCACAAUACAGAGGAGGCUGCUGCAAUCUGUCACUCUCAACAACAGUGCCAAAGUUUCACUUUUACCCAGCAGAAAACACGGCUUGGCCGAUACUUGGUUUCAUUCAGAAGCAGCACCAAGCUAGUAUUGGAUAGUAAUUCAACUGUCUACAUGAAGUCAAGAAGCUUAAGGGCAACAAUGUGAAGAAUCAAGAUCAUAGAAGUAGUUUAUCUUGAAAGAAAUCUGAAACUAGUUAUAGUUUCAGGAAUUAAAUGCA
Hemiscyllium ocellatum (epaulette shark) is the source of this 1229-nucleotide messenger RNA. RefSeq names its product extracellular tyrosine-protein kinase PKDCC-like. Gene Ontology annotation, molecular function: non-membrane spanning protein tyrosine kinase activity. Bases 260 to 1156 code for a protein of 298 amino acids. The record is from RefSeq and is a predicted model, not a curated record. NCBI's taxonomy places the organism in Eukaryota, Metazoa, Chordata, Chondrichthyes, Orectolobiformes, Hemiscylliidae. The transcript has 7 exons.